Sorghum bicolor (sorghum) is the source of this 736-nucleotide messenger RNA. RefSeq lists its product as uncharacterized. The record is from RefSeq and is a predicted model, not a curated record. The transcript has a single exon. Bases 69 to 449 code for a protein of 126 amino acids. NCBI's taxonomy places the organism in Eukaryota, Viridiplantae, Streptophyta, Magnoliopsida, Poales, Poaceae.
GCCGCCUUCUCGUGCCUCGCAAGAAAGCAAGAAACUUUGCUGCAAAAUUAAACGGCGGAGAGAGAAACAUGGCGGCGGCGGCGACGUCUCAACAUGCGGCGGCGCAAGGGGCGGAAGAGGGCGUCGUGGUGCUUCGAUGCUUUGACGGCGUGAAGGUCGCCGUGCCGGUGGCGCUUGCACGGCAGCGGUCGGGGCUGGUCGCCGACGCGGCCGGCGCCGCGCACGGCGUGGUCGACGUGCCGGGCUACGUGUACGGGCCCGUGGUCGCCAAGGUGGCCGCGUACUGGGAGGGUCGCGCCGCUGCGACGCAGGCGGCGGACAAGGCUGGGGCGGCGUUCGACGCCGCGUUCAUGGCGGGGCUGCAGCACGACGCACUGGUGGACCUCAUCCACGCCGCCCACCACCUGGGCGACGCCGCGCUCUUCGAACUCUUCAGGUUCCGGGCAUGACCGAGCAAGCGGCUCACACCGGAAGAUGAUCCCGUUCUCCAGUUAAUGCCGCCGUUUCAACCAUUGUGGAUCAAUUUCCCUAUUUGUAUUUUUUAUUUACCCUGUCGAUCUCGUAGUUUCCAAGGAGUACAAGUUUUGAUUUAAGGCCCUGUUUAGUUCCUCGUCCAAAAAUUUUUCAUCCAUCACAUCGAAUCUUUGGACACAUGCAUGGAACAUUAAAUGUAGAUAAAAAAAUAAACUAAUUACACAGUUUAGUUGAGAAUCGCGAGACGAAUCUUUUAAGCCUA